Molecule: messenger RNA, 926 nt
Organism: Sinocyclocheilus grahami
Lineage: Eukaryota; Metazoa; Chordata; Actinopteri; Cypriniformes; Cyprinidae
Product: Golgi-specific brefeldin A-resistance guanine nucleotide exchange factor 1-like
Exons: 5
Source: RefSeq, a predicted model, not a curated record
AAGAAAAGCAUGUCCUGUCACCCUGUCCUCAUCCCAGUGUGUCUGUUUCAGAUGGAGUUCCUUUCAUUGAGCAGCACAGUGGAGGUUCUUCUACUCUUCCUGGUUCAGACAGUGCAGUUUCCUCCAUCUCCAGUCCUACCACUGAUAGUGGCUUAGACACCGGCUCUAAAACCACAUCAAAGGAAGAUCUCACAGACCUGGAGCAGAGCAGCUCAACGGCCACCACUCCCGUGACACCCUCCGCAGAGCCAGGCAGACUGGAAUCACAGUCUGAGGGUAGGGAAGUGGAGCGUGCCCAGUCAGCCUCAGUGGAGUCCAUUCCUGAAGUCCUGGAAGACCGAGACUUGCUGGCUGAUCAGUCGGAUUCAGACUACGUGAACCCCAGGGGAGUGCGCUUUACGCAGUCCACCCAGAAAGAGGGUGCUGCUCUAAUCCCAUACAGUCUCCCAUGCCUGAGAGAGCUCUUCCGGUUCCUCAUCUCUCUCACCAACCCACAUGACCGCCAUAACUCAGAUGUGAUGAUGCACAUGGGCCUCCAGCUGUUGAACGUGGCCCUAGAAGCUGCACACAUCGCCCCCUAUCAGUCAUUGCUCUGUCUUGUCAAAGAUGAGCUCUGUAGGCACCUCACACAGUUGUUAGGUGUGGACCGAAUGAAUCUGUAUGCCGCCUCCAUACGUGUGUGCUUUCUUCUCUUUGAAGGCAUGCGAGAACAUCUCAAGUUUCAGCUUGAGAUGUACCUGAAGAAGCUAAUGGACAUAAUUACCUCAGAGAACCCUAAAAUGCCCUAUGAGAUGAAGGAGAUGGCCCUGGAGGCUGUCGUACAGCUCUGGAGAAUCCCCAGCUUUGUCACAGAGCUCUACAUAAAUUAUGACUGUGACUUUUACUGCUCCAACCUGUUUGAGGACCUCACCAAACUGCUCUCUAAG